Messenger RNA from Helianthus annuus (common sunflower), 2728 nucleotides. RefSeq names its product adagio protein 1. Gene Ontology annotation, biological process: circadian rhythm; response to blue light. Gene Ontology annotation, molecular function: protein binding. The coding region runs from base 348 to 2279 and encodes 643 amino acids. Gene Ontology annotation, cellular component: SCF ubiquitin ligase complex; nucleus; cytosol. The transcript is spliced from 4 exons. Lineage: Eukaryota; Viridiplantae; Streptophyta; Magnoliopsida; Asterales; Asteraceae. The record is from RefSeq and is a predicted model, not a curated record.
GAAGGUGGGUGCAACUAGUACAACUGAAUUGGUUCUUGACACCUAUAGCUCGACAACCCCAAAUUCCUUCCGUCCACACCACUCAUAUCCCAAAUCCCCCAAAACCAAAACCCUAAUUCUCCUUCCCCCUUCUCAAUUCCGACCAAAUUCCCCAACUUUCCGUCGCAAUUUCAUCCAAUAAUCAACCACCUCAUCAAUCCAACACUCUCCCCCACUUUUCACCGUCCAAUUUGACCAUUUUCGAUGGGGUGAACCGAUAGUUAAUCGGUGUUUGUGCAGUUGUUAUAUGGAGUGGGAUAGUAGCAAUUCUGAUCUAAGCGGAGACGAGGAAGGGUUCUUGUUGAACGAUGGAGGCCCGCUGCCGUUCCCCGUUGAUAGUCUGCUGCAACCGGCGCCUUGUGGAUUUGUUGUUUCAGAUGCUUUGGAGCCUGAUCAUCCCAUUAUUUAUGUUAAUUCGGUGUUCGAGAUUAUUACUGGGUAUCGUGCUGAAGAAGUGCUUGGUCGUAAUUGCGAUUCAACUGUCAGUGCCGGCGAUUCUAACUCCGGCAACAAGCAAAAGAUUACCAUCCAUGAGCUUAACAGAGUAUAGUGGCAACAAAACACAUCAUAAAGAAGGUUUCCUGUCGUUGGAGAAUGAAGAGUCACCAUCUCCGGCGCCACUGCGUUACAGUCGGUUCUUGCAAUGCAGAGGUCCAUACGCAAAAAGACGACAUCCCCUUGUAGACUCAACCGUAGUCUCCGAAAUCAGGAGAUGUCUCGAAGACGGGGUUGAAUUCAAAGGAGAAUUACUAAAUUUCACGAAAGACGGAACUCCAUUAAUGAACAGACUGCGUAUGACGCCUAUAUACGGUGAUGACGAUGUAAUAACCCAUAUCAUCGGUAUCCAGUUCUUCACCGAAGUCGAUCUUGAUCUGGGCCCACUUCCAGGGUCCACAACCAAAGGAACCGUUAAGUCAUCUGACCCGUUUCGGUCCAGUCUUCUUUCGUUCCGGCUAACUCCAGACGGGACCCGCAACCCUUCCCGUGGACUCUGCAGGAUUUUACAGUUAAGUGAUGAAGUGAUUUGUUUAAAGAUUCUUUCACGGUUGACUCCGAGAGAUAUUGCGUCUGUCGGUUCUGUUUGCAGGCGGUUUUAUGAGAUGGUGAAAAACGAGGACUUAUGGAGAAUGGUGUGUCAGAACGCGUGGGGUAGUGAAACCACUCGCGUUUUGGAAACGGUUCCCGGUGCUAAACGGUUAGGGUGGGGGAGGUUAGCUCGGGAGCUUACUACGCUCGAAGCCGCUGCAUGGCGGAAGGUUACAGUCGGUGGUGCGGUGGAGCCGUCACGAUGUAAUUUCAGUGCUUGUGCGGUUGGGAACCGGGUGGUUCUGUUCGGUGGUGAGGGUGUUAAUAUGCAACCGAUGAACGAUACCUUUGUACUGGAUUUAAAUUCGAGUAAACCGGAGUGGCAGCAUGUGAAAGUCGGCUCACCGCCACCUGGACGUUGGGGUCACACACUUUCGUGUGUGAACGGUUCUAAUUUGGUAGUGUUUGGUGGCUGUGGGACCCAAGGGUUGCUUAAUGAUGUCUUUCUGUUGGAUUUAGACGCUAAGCAUCCUACGUGGCGUGAAAUUUCUGGUUUAGCCCCUCCACUACCACGAUCAUGGCAUAGUUCGUGCACCCUUGACGGGACAAAGUUAAUCGUCUCGGGUGGGUGUGCGGAUUCGGGUGUGCUUUUAAGCGACACUUUUUUACUCGAUCUAUCGAUGGAGAAACCGAUUUGGAGAGAGAUACCCGCUACAUGGACCCCACCUUCUCGUCUUGGACACACUUUAUCAGUGUACGGUGGUCGGAAAAUAUUAAUGUUCGGUGGUCUCGCUAAAAGCGGGCCCCUCAGGUUCCGGUCUAGUGAUGUUUUCACCAUGGAUUUAAGCGAGGACGAACCAUGUUGGAGAUCCGUGACCGGAAGUGGGAUGCCGGGUGCUGGUAAUCCUGGCGGCAUAGGUCCACCACCGCGCCUUGAUCAUGUCGCCGUGAGUCUCCCUGGCGGCAGAAUACUAGUCUUCGGUGGGUCGGUAGCGGGUCUUCACUCAGCCUCCCAGCUCUAUAUUCUCGACCCCACGGAGGAAAAACCCACCUGGCGGAUAUUAAACGUACCCGGGCGGCCCCCGCGGUUCGCGUGGGGUCAUAGUACAUGUGUUGUUGGUGGGACACGAGCCAUCGUUCUUGGCGGUCAAACCGGUGAGGAAUGGAUGCUAAGUGAGCUUCACGAGCUAUCUUUAGCGAGUUCUGUUAUCUAAACGUUUGUAAAAAAAAAGUCAACAUGUGUGGUUGCUGCUCCGGUCAACGCAUUUUAUGCACGAGAAGCAUGACGUGUGUGUGGAGAUCUCCAAGAGGUGCGAUUUUUGUCCGAUUUGUGAAGAAAACGGUUGGUGUGUACCGAGUUUGGUUGAGUCUCAGGUUUUUUGGUAAGCAGUAAUUGACAGAUUGGGUUAGGGUAUGAUAUACUUAGGUCUUGUUUUUCAUAAUGUAUGACGACCAUGUAAUGUUGUGGUUUAAGGUUCUGUGUUGCUUGUAUAUACGAAACGACAAAUUUGUUCUUAACCUUGUGUACUGAAAGCUGUAUUCGGCUCUACUAUGUUCCCAGGAAGCCAUAACCAUUCUUUGGCUGUGGAAGGACCUUAUGGGUAAGUUUUUGACAAGACAUGGUGACUUACUUUAAGCAUAACUAUAUUAUUUAUUAUGUGUG